This is a messenger RNA of Zymoseptoria tritici IPO323, 4899 nucleotides long. RefSeq lists its product as uncharacterized. NCBI's taxonomy places the organism in Eukaryota, Fungi, Ascomycota, Dothideomycetes, Mycosphaerellales, Mycosphaerellaceae. The record is from RefSeq and is a predicted model, not a curated record. Gene Ontology annotation, molecular function: ATP binding; microtubule motor activity; microtubule binding. Gene Ontology annotation, biological process: mitotic spindle organization; microtubule-based movement. The transcript is spliced from 5 exons. The coding region runs from base 1 to 4899 and encodes 1632 amino acids.
AUGGCCGAGGUCGCGAGCCGGUCCAGCGACGAGGAGUCCGCUCGAACCGCCGUCAAAGUUGUUGUCCGCAUACGACCACCGCUGAAAGCUGAAGACCCCGGCUUCGAUCUCAUACCGCAACGAUUCCGCGAGAGCACCUGCGAGGUCCCCAACUCCCACACUUUGCACAUUCAAUCGCCGCAAAAGAAGGAAGAAUUCAUCUUCGACCGGAUAUUCGACGAGAACACGAGUCAAGAAGGACUUUGGGAGUAUCUGAGUGACAGUGUAACAUCAUUCGUCAAGGGAUACAAUGUUUCAAUACUGGCCUACGGACAGUCGGGAUCCGGCAAAUCAUACACCAUGGGAACAUCCGGUCCGGAAGACCAGGCUGAUCCAGAGGUCAAAGGCGUCGUUCCCAGAGCAGCGCAAGCCCUGUUCGAGGCGCUGAACGGGUCAUCGUCACGACCUUCUGGACUUCAAACACCGAAGCGAUACUCGGUACAAAACAUGCCCAGUAUUGCCGGUGUCGCGCGAGGCGGGAAUGCCUCCUCAAAAAGCUGGGAACUCAGAGCAACAUAUGUGGAGAUUUACAACGAACAGUUUCGCGACCUCCUGGUCCCCGAGGCUGUGCCACAACAUGAACGUGGGCAAGUCUUGGUUCGUGAGGACGCCAAGGGUCGGAUAAUGCUCACUGGCCUUACGCAAUUGCCCAUCAACUCCGCCGAGGACGUUCUCAAUGCGCUGAACUUUGGAUCAACCAUCAGACAGACGGACGCCACGGCCAUCAACGCACGAUCCUCACGAUCACAUGCGGUCUUCAGCUUGAAUCUGAUCCAGAAGAAGGCGGACGGACGAUCAGCUCCACUCACAAAAGCCGAAAAGCAUCGGUCAAUGCCUACCGAUGAUGUUCCUGGCGCCGAGAAUAUUGUAACACUCGACAGCAAGCUACAUUUUGUGGACUUGGCUGGCAGUGAGCGCUUGAAGAACACUGGCGCCACGGGCGAACGAGCCAAAGAAGGGAUUGCCAUCAACGCGGGAUUGGCGAGUUUGGGCAAGGUCAUCUCACAGCUGUCCACGAAACAGGGUAGUGGACACAUCUCGUACCGCGACGCCAAGUUGACUCGAUUACUGCAAGACUCUUUAGGAGGCAACGCCAUCACGUUCAUGGUGGCUUGUGUCACACCCGCAGCUUUCCACCUCAGCGAGACUCUCAACACCGUUCACUAUGCCUACCGAGCGAGAUCUAUCCAAAGCAAGCCGACGAUUCAACAGAGUCACGAAGAUGGAGACAAGCAAGCAGUCAUCGAUCGUCUGCGCGCCGAGGUGUCGUUCCUUCGAGAUCAAAUCCGGCAUAACGAAUACAACGCGGGCCGUAAUAACGACAAGGGUGAGCGAACGGACCGUCCUCGAGGUCGGGAAACUGAGCUGCAGUCCCAGCUGCUUGACAUGCGCGAGAACUACAACGCACUCAGCGGGCGCCAUGCGAAACUCAUUUCCGAGAUCUCCAAGAGUCGGGACAAUGAAGAAGCGGAAACACCACUGUUGAAUGAGGCGAUUGGCGAGCACGCCAGCGAACGAAUCAAGCGAUCCAACUCUUUCGCCGAAGCCGUUGAGCAGGUGGUGCUGGAGUACGAAAAGACCAUUCAAAGCCUGGAGACAUCACUGUCAAAGACGAGAUCAUCGCUUGCAAGCACCGAGAGCACUCUGCUUGAGAAAGAGACGCGUAUAGCAUACCUGGACACUAUUCAACAGCAGCUGCAAGCUCGAGUUGCCAAAUACAUGGAACGAGAAGCGGACAACGAUUCAUAUACUCGGACGUUGGAGGAGAAGAUGCACGGUGCGACCACAGAUGAGGAGCGCAACGCAACGUUGAUCUCGGAACUCCGCAAAGAAGUGGCUCGUGCGAGGGACAGCGAAGUGGGAGCUGAGGAGUACAUUUCGACACUCGAGGAGCGACUGGCAGAGGCUGAGCAAGACCAUGAGAUGAUGCAACGGGAAAUUGACCGUCUUGAACAUGUUGUUGAGCGCCAGCGCAGCAUCGGCAGAUUGGACAACAUUCUGACUGAGCUCGAUGGCGGUCACGAUGGCGAGGCCAAGGUCAAUGGAGAUUCACAUCUUCCUCAAGCAGUGCAUGCCGCAGCCAACGGCCACAUUCGCGAUUCUGUACGCUCAUCGGCUCACACUCGCUACAGCAGCGAUGGCUCGGAUUACAUGGAGCGCGAUAUCUCUCAGCCAACGCCCGAGACAAUUCCAUCCUCAAUUACGGAAGCACCGCGCAGUCCAGCUCAGGCGGAGUUCAUGGCCGAGAAGUUGGAGAGCCUGACGCAGGAGUUUUUCGAUCUUCGCUCGGAGCAUGAGAAUGUCCUCACGGACUACGAUCUCCUCCAGCAAAAGUAUCGCACCGCUCUCGAGACUUUGGCGAAAAUGGAGUACGAUAAGGACUCGGACCGAGAUUCGACUCCAGGCCGUUCGCCCGUCGAGCAGGAUGUCAUCCUGCAAGAAAUGGAAACCCUGCGAAAACUCCAUGCCGAGAAGGAGGUCUCGGUGACCGAACUCACCAAGAACUACAUGAGUCUUGCCCAGCGACAUGAAGCUACACUCUCACAAGUCGAGAGCCUCAAACAAGAGGUCCAAAAGUCGCAGCAGGCGCGCGCGGCAUCGCCUACAGUACCAGCAUCUCCCUCGACCUUCCCCAAGAGCUGGAGAAGGAGGUCCGAGGAGCUCCUCAGCAACAGCUCUGACCGUGCGGCGAGAUCUUACGUGACGCUGAAGACGUUGGUAUUGAACAACUUCGAGGACCAGGCCGAUGUCCGCCACACAUUCGAGCAGAACCUGAACAACGUCAUGGCCGAGCUGCACUCGCGAUCGGAGAGGGUGCAAGCGCUUGAGGCGGAGAUUGGUACUGUCAAGAAGGAAAUGGACACGAAGCAGACCAUCAUUGCAGGCCUCACCCGUGAGCGUUCAAGCAUGGCGGCAUCCUCUGCCGUUGACUUUUCAGUCGUUGGUCAAAUGCGUGAUCAACUGAUGGAGAGCGAGAACCAAAUUCGGGCUCUACACGAACAGCAUGCCGCGAGAGAGAAGGAACUUCAGGAACAGGUCGAGAGUCUGAAGACAUCGCUGGAUGAUCAUCAAAAGGCGAAUGCCGAGUCGUUCGCGAAUAAAGAGAUCACCGAAGAACAAGCAAUGGCUGGCGCUGCUCAGUCCAACGACUCAGAAGAGGUCGCCAGGCUGCAAGAACAAGUCGCAACAUGGGAAGGCAAGCAUCGCGAGGCUGUUGACAGCAUGAAUGUAUCCCAGGAGAAACUCAUGGCAACGAUUUCGGAGCUGCAAGAAUCGUUGCGAGCUGCGGAAGACAAGGGCGCUUCACGAGAAGCUGAAAGCUCGGAUGGCAUCUCCGCUGCCCUUGAGGAGCAGCGCGUGAAGCAUCAGGAGAUGGUCGACGCGUUGACUGCAGAAGUGGAGAAGCAUCGAUCCCUCGCGGACGAGCAUGUUUCAAAGCUUGACGAACUGCAGAAAUCCUACGAUGCCGUCCGAAAGGAGGCUGAAGAUCAUUCGCAGUCGCGCGAGCAGGCUCAGACGGACCUAAGCACACACAAGGAUCUGGUCGCAAAUCUGGAGAAUCAACUCCAAAUGCACAAGUCCGCGAUUGCGAUUCAUCAGGAGAGCUUGGAGACGUUGCAAUCUUCGCAUACAAAGGAGAUUGAGGAGCUGCAGCAAUCCAUGGCGAACCUCGAGAAUGAGACCGCCGCGAAGCAUGAUGCUCUGGAGGACAGCUACGAGGCCGUCGUCACCGAGCUGGAGAAGGAGCUUGAAGAUGCGAAGAGUCAAGCGAAGAACCUUUUGCUUAGUGCUUCAGCGGCCCUCGGCUACGAGACCAGUGCGACAGCGUUACAAUCGCAGAUUGAGGGACUCGUUGAGGAAGGCAAGGAUCUGCACACACGACAUCUCAAGACGACCAACGAGCUCAAGGAUGUUCAAGAAGAGCUCCAGAGUGCCAUCAACCGCUCUGUGGAAUUGGAGAGCCAGAUCGGGGAGCUCAAGACUGUCAGUGAGGAACGUGCCGAGAAGCUGGAGAAGAUGACGGAGAAGUACAACAAGAGCUCCACACUCUGUGAGCAACUCGAGGAGCAGCUCAACUCUACGUAUGACACACAUCAAGCGACGACGAACCGACUGUCGACACUGCAAUCAGAGUCCGGUCAAGCGCGAGUGGAAUUGGAGAGGGAGUUGGAAGAGGCCAAGUUCAGGAGUGCUCAUCUCGAGCAUCUCUCCAUGGCGUCCAACGGUUCAUCAACAGCAAUCAACCGAGACUCCCUCUCCCCAGAAGUCAACUCCACCGCGCCCGCUCGAUCCAGUUCAGCAGGUGCACAGCGCAAAACCGGAGGCGGCGUCCUCCCCACCCCACCACCCUCCAUCCCCCUCCCACCCCUCCCACCCCUCGGCACACCCACAGCCGGCAGCUUCGACGGCCCUACAUCACCCACCCCCCGCGGCCGCUCCCCCCACCCCGCCGCCACCUCACCCCCGGGCUCCGCCCACGGCUCCACCGACAUACCCCCCAGCCCCGCCGUCAUGCAACUCAUCGAAGAACAAGAAACCCGCAUCCGCACGAUUGAAAAACACCUCUUUGCGGAAAAACAACUCACCGCGACGCUGGAAGAAGCUCUCGUGGAUCUCGAAACGAGCGCGAACAGGACGAAGUCGGAGAUGGAGAAUUGGCGGAAGAAGUGUACGGAAUUGGAAGAUGAACUCGUCGGCUUGAGGAAGGAGAGGACGAAUUCGAGGGCGAGCGUGCAGGCGGUGGAGGAGGAGAGGGAGAUGAGACGGCGGGCGGAGACGGCGCGGUUGGCGUUGGAGCAGAGGAUGGCGGAGUUGAAUGCGAAUAAGAAGAAGAAGAAGAGCGGGCUGAAUUGCUUCUAG